AUGUCUGAGGGAUUUUGCAAAAACUUCUACAGUAACAAGCUGGAUCACCUUGAAGUGCUCAUAGCAAAGAAAGCCAAGGUGCUUCGAGUUCUAGAACAGAAGCGAGCAGAGCUGAACAGGAGGGUCAGGUUUCUUAGAGAAGAGAUAUCUAUUGUACAGGAGCCCAGUUCCAAUGUUGGAAUAGUUGUGGAAAAAAUGGGAAAGAUGCAAGUCCUGGUGAAAACAAAUCCAGAUGGUAAAUACUUGGUAAAGGUAGAGCAUGGGGUAAACUAUGAUGAUCUUAAACCUGGAGUGAGGGUGGCUCUCCGUAGUGAUUCGUAUGAUGUCCACAGGAUACUUCCCACAAAGGUGGACCCACUUGUAUCGCUUAUGAUGGUUGAGAAGGUUCCAGACUCCACAUAUCAAAUGAUAGGGGGGCUUGACGAGCAAAUCAAGGAGAUCAGGGAGGUCAUUGAGCUUCCGAUAAAGCAUCCAGAGCUAUUUGAGAAUCUCGGGAUUGCACAGCCCAAAGGAGUGCUUUUAUAUGGGCCUCCUGGAACAGGGAAGACUUUGUUGGCGCGAGCUGUAGCACAUCAUACCCAAUGCAAGUUCAUAAGGGUUUCAGGGUCUGAGUUGGUGCAAAAGUACAUUGGAGAGGGAUCGCGGCUAGUAAGAGAGCUUUUUGUUAUGGCCAGAGAGCAUGCACCGUCCAUCAUAUUCAUGGAUGAAAUCGACUCUAUUGGCUCUACGAGAGGAGACUCUAAUAAAGGAAGUGACAGUGAGGUGCAGAGAACCAUGCUUGAGCUCCUGAACCAGCUCGACGGAUUUGAAUCCCACAACAACAUCAAGGUUAUCAUGGCUACUAAUAGAAUCGACAUCCUUGACCCUGCGUUGUUAAGAACUGGCAGAAUUGAUAGGAAGAUCGAGUUCCCCCAGCCAAAAGAGUCUGCAAGGCUUGAGAUCUUGAAAAUCCACUCUAGAAAGAUGAACCUUACCAAGGGAAUUGAUCUCGAGGCCAUAGCAGGAAAGAUGGUUGGAUGCUCUGGGGCCGAGGUUAAGGCUGUAUGCACAGAGGCAGGGAUGUAUGCUUUAAGAGAAAGGAGGGUUCACGUGACACAAGAGGACUUUGAAAUGGCUGUUCAUAAGGUAUUGAAAAAAGCUGGGGACCUUAACUCCGACCUCAGAAAACUUUUGAAAUAA
Messenger RNA from Encephalitozoon hellem ATCC 50504, 1179 nucleotides. RefSeq names its product ATP-dependent 26S proteasome regulatory subunit. The transcript has a single exon. Gene Ontology annotation, molecular function: ATP hydrolysis activity; proteasome-activating activity; ATP binding. Lineage: Eukaryota; Fungi; Microsporidia; Unikaryonidae. The record is from RefSeq and is a predicted model, not a curated record. The coding region runs from base 1 to 1179 and encodes 392 amino acids. Gene Ontology annotation, cellular component: proteasome regulatory particle, base subcomplex. Gene Ontology annotation, biological process: proteasome-mediated ubiquitin-dependent protein catabolic process.